Molecule: messenger RNA, 549 nt
Organism: Bradysia coprophila
Lineage: Eukaryota; Metazoa; Arthropoda; Insecta; Diptera; Sciaridae
Gene: Pa1
Product: PTIP binding protein Pa1
Biological process (GO): positive regulation of intracellular estrogen receptor signaling pathway; positive regulation of cell cycle G1/S phase transition
Cellular component (GO): MLL3/4 complex
Molecular function (GO): nuclear estrogen receptor binding
Source: RefSeq, a predicted model, not a curated record
AUAUCGCUCUUGCUGCGCUGCCAAUCAUGUAAUUGUUUAUUUACGUUUGGAUUAUUUACACUUUUUCUCGAAUCUCCCGGAUGAAUUCAUCUAACUGGUCGAUUCCAUGUCUCGCUGAUGACGAAGACCUCGAACCACCGCCAGAAGAACUAGAGGCAAUGUACCAAAAACUUGAGAACGGUUCGAUUCUCGACCUUCAAUGGAAAUGCCCCGGUAGACGAUCGGUUCCUACACCACCGACUGCUGUUGAAGCCGAGAUUCCAGUAACACCGGAAAAAGAGACUGUGACUAAGAAUAAGGAAUUCGAUUUUAUGGAUGAAGUUGCCAAGCCGACGAUGAGAGUACGCCCGAACACAACACCAAAAACAUCAGCGAAAAAGAAAACUGCAAACUUUGCUGGUGUACUGGAUGCAAUGAAAAAACACAGACUAUCUUCAUCGAGUGGACCAGUGACGCCGAAGGAAUCAGGGUCAUAGUCUAAUCUUAACACCAAAAUUAUCCACAAAAUUUCAUUUUAUUUCGUCAAAUAUAACAAAGUAUUAAGAUGAA